This is a messenger RNA of Kwoniella shivajii, 900 nucleotides long. RefSeq lists its product as uncharacterized. The transcript has 5 exons. The coding region runs from base 1 to 900 and encodes 299 amino acids. Lineage: Eukaryota; Fungi; Basidiomycota; Tremellomycetes; Tremellales; Cryptococcaceae. The record is from RefSeq and is a predicted model, not a curated record. Gene Ontology annotation, cellular component: nucleus.
AUGUCUUUGACAAGCAAGACUAUCGUCGUCUUCGGCUCUACUGGUCUACAAGGAACAGCUCUCAUAGAAGCCCUUUCACCUAAUCCUGAUUUCUCGAUAAUUGCUCUAUCUCGCAAUCCGACCUCUGGAUCCGCUCAACAACUCGCCAAACUUCCUCGAGUUCAAGUAGUCAAAGUAGCCGAUGAUAAUAUGGAUGAGCCUUCCAAAGUCUUCCCCGCCCUUGGCCUCGAGAAGGGAGACGUGUAUGGCGUGUUUAGCGUUCAAUCAUACGUAGACGACAAUACCAUGAUCAAGCAAGGUAAAAUUAUUGCAGAUGCAUCAGUUCAGUUUGGAGUCAAGCACAUCGUAUACUCUUCGACGGAUUUCGGUGGUUUGGACGAUACUGGUUUCUCAACGUUUGAAUGUAAACGCACAGUUGAAAACCACAUUCUUUCCCUGCCAAUCUCUCAUACCUUCCUCCGACCCGUCCAAUUCAUGGACAUAUGGCUCCCUGCAGCACCAUUUCAAUUCAAAAUGGGAAGAACUGUGUGGGCCAAAUAUACGUAUUACAAACAUCCGGAGAGGAAACAUCAGUUGAUCAGUAGUAGGGAUAUUGGCAAAGCAGGCGCUAAAGCAUUUAUCGAUGGUCCAGAAUGGAAAGGUGGAGUAAUCAGAUUAGCAGGAGAUGAAAUGACAGUGGCAGAGAUUCAGAAAGUAUACAAGGAAGUCAUGGGUCAAGAAAUGCCUUUUGCUCCGUCAUUCAUGGCUUGGACAGCUAAACAGUUUGUGCCAAUCGUGAAACAAUUCGCUAAGUUCUUUGACGAAACUGGUUACAACGUUCCUAUCAGCGAAAUCAGACAAGAACUCCCAGACAUGGAAGACUACAGGUCGUUCCUGCUCCGCCACAAGGCCAGCAAUUGA